Molecule: messenger RNA, 1310 nt
Organism: Betta splendens (Siamese fighting fish)
Lineage: Eukaryota; Metazoa; Chordata; Actinopteri; Anabantiformes; Osphronemidae
Gene: mmadhcb
Product: metabolism of cobalamin associated Db
Exons: 10
Coding region: 313-1239 (308 amino acids)
Biological process (GO): cobalamin metabolic process
Cellular component (GO): mitochondrion
Source: RefSeq, a predicted model, not a curated record
GCCAUGCGAGGCGCCAUUUGCUUCUCCGUGGUAAAAAAAAAAAACAUCCGCCGGAAGCAAAGAAGAAGGAAAAUAAGCAAAGAAGAAGAAGUAGUAAACGUUUAUGGUGCAUUUCUGUCGAUGUUCGGUCCUAAUACAGAAUAACUGGAUUCUAAAGGUAGACACAGACGCGCCAGGAUGGCCACUGGAACGAUGAUGAAAGCUGUCUGUGGACAGCACUUCACCUCCAACUGCUUUGAGAAUGAGGGUCUCAUGAGGGAUCUACAGUCUGUCAUCCAAUGACUACGCUUCCAGCCGAGUGACAUUGAGAACAUGAUUUCCAGAAACCUCUCAACCUGGUACAUCAGCUGCACUCCUUUUCAUCAGAAGGACCUUCAAAGAGUAGUGCUGUACAGCAGAGCUAGGCUGGUCACCUACCUCCCAGGGCUUCAUGUAUUAGUGAGUCGUGUGGCUGGAUCUCGAGCCAUAGCCUUCUCUGCAGCUAAAACCUUGGAAUAUAAUGAGCCCCACAUGGCCACCACUCCAUCUGACACAGGGCUGCAGACAGUUUUUUCAAUUGACCUUCAGGAUUAUCAGUUGCCUGUGAAAGCAGUUGAUGAUUGCUACCUGCGUGAACUAGCAGAAGAGAAGAACACUCUGGCACAGAAUGUUUUCUCUGAUGUGUUGUUGGCCAAGUGCAGCAGUGAGAAGACAACCCAGUUCAGUGGAGACUUCGUUGAAGAAAAUGACCAAGCCUCACCUCAGACUGUCUGUGGAGUGGAACAGUAUUUUGGUGAUUCCAGUGUAGAGUGUGCUACACAGCCCUGUCCUGAACUACUACAGAAAGAUUUCCAGUUCAUGUUUCCUGAUGCUCCUCCAUCUGGUAUGAUGGUAGUUACAGUGACACAAAAAACACAGAAUGAUAUGACAUCAUGGAGUGCUGAAGUGGAGCAGGAGAGAGAGCAAAUGCUGGACAAGUUUGUUGAUGGAGCCAAAGAAAUCUGCUGUGCCUUCCAGAGAGAAGGGUUCUGGGCUGACUUUAUUGACCCAUCCUCUGGCCUGGCGUUCUUCGGUUCAUACACCAACAACAUGCUGUUUGAGACAGAUGAUCGAUACCGUCUCCUCGGCUUCCAGAUUGAAGACUUGGGCUGCUGCAGAGUGAUUAGACACAAACUUUGGGGGACAAGAAUUUUUGUGGGGACGAUAUGCACUAAUGCACCACCCAGCAGCCAUAUCAUGAAGAAGUUGCAGAGAAGCUGAGUUUCUUUUGAAAUUGUUUAAAAAUGUCUUGAUUGUUUGAUAGUACUUAUAAUAAACAAAAUUUUAGAUCA